AUGUUUUGGACUAUCUUAAUUUCAUCAAUCUCUAUAUUAAUCAUUGCAAUAUAUGUUUACAUGAAAUGGAAAUAUUAUACACUACGUAGUCCAAUACCUGGUCUAAAACCCGAAUUCUUAUUUGGUAAUCUUCGUCAACUUGAUAUUCUGGGAUCAAACAGAGAACUAAUCGAUAUUUAUAAUCAUGGUGGUGAAAAAAUGCAACAAAAAUUUGGAGAUAUAUUUCAAUAUUGGAUAGGUGCAAAUCAUUUUUAUGUAUUUUGUCGAGUCGAACAUGUCGAACAAAUUUAUGCAAAUCGUUCUCGAUUCGAUCGUGCAGACAUGCGUCUAAAAACAUUUGGAUUAAUAGCAGAAAAUUUUCUUAUUGCACUUAUAGGUGCAAAAUACAAAACGACAUGUCAAAUGAAUGAUAAUCAACAUUUAAUGUUAGAUACAUUCAUACUUCUAACAUUUGAUUAUGAUUUGGGCAAUUUAAAAUAUUUAGCUAGAGAAGCAACACGAUUUAAUCCAAACGAAAAAUAUGAAUCAUCCUAUUUCAGUCGUGCAUUAUCGAUUUGGCUCGAUGUAUUGAAACGUGCCACAAUGAAUGGUAUGCCAUACAUCGUCAAUUAUUAUUUAUUGAAAUUUGAUUGA
Molecule: messenger RNA, 633 nt
Organism: Rotaria sp. Silwood2
Lineage: Eukaryota; Metazoa; Rotifera; Eurotatoria; Philodinida; Philodinidae
Source: the annotation of a GenBank genome assembly